UGCGCAGAAACGUUAUUUAUUUUCAAACAACGGUUCAAUUCAAAUUCAAUUUCAAAUUCAUUACACAUUGAACUGAAGUAACAACGAACAUAAAACAAACGUUUACAAGUGUUCAGCGUCCUGUUAUUCAGUUGCGAAAGUUGUGUUAUAAUUGUCAUAGAAAACUUUACCCCUGAAAUGGAUUCUUGUAAUAAAAGCGUGAGUAAAGACAAACUAACCCAAAGUAAAAAAAUGAAAGCUCCUCAAGUGAGACAAACUUUGACCAGCAAGUACCGAAUGCUUAAAGCAAAUCCGUUACUAGUGCACGAACUCGAAAAAAAAAUAACGUCCAACAAUAAAGAAGAGUCUGUUUUAAUUACGCCUCUGAAAACGUUGGUCAAUGUUCUGGAUACUGAUUCAGAAGUGUUAUCUAAAUUCAACAUUUCGUACAAUCCUGACCCAACAUCGUUCACCCUAAAAAGUGACAAAAGUCUCAGACGGUGUGAAUCCAAUAAAGAAAUAUCAAAGCACGAAUUUGUACCCCCAGUUGCGCUACCCCGGAAAAAGUUAACAUUACAAAGUAGUCUCAAAGCAAAUCCACCAAAAAAAGCACAGUCUGUCCCAAAACUAGUCACUGACAGAAACUUAAACAUGUCUUCAAGUAAAACUGUGAAAAAAAAAUUUACCACUGGAAGCUCCUUAAGUGCUGUACAAAAAAUAAAAACUGUGAAACAUGUCAACAAUGAUGCUUCAGUUUUUAAAAAUAAAAAACCGUCAAUGCCUGCCCCAAUUCACUCUAACUCACAACAGAUAAGAAAUGACCAAAAAGAACUAAAGACUCAGCACAACACAAAGACAAAGUUGUCAAAUACUGAUGGUACUCCUCACUCAACAAAUAAUCUUCGAAGGGUUAGCGUUACUCCAAACAAGCCUCAAUUGUUAAAGAUCACUUGUACUGACAAAGACACUCAAAAGAGUUCAAUGAUAACACCAGAUAUUCGAAGCACUUUGACUCCGGUAUUUUCUGCUAGGAAAAAUUCUCUAUUUAACACACCAAGCAAUAACAGAAAAUCAAUUUUUGUGUCAAAGCAAAUUUCCAACGAAGUGACACAGAAAUUAAGUGAAUGGCUAGAAAUCAAAGGAAAAAGUUUUAAAGAGUAUCACCAUUUGAAGUGUUUUGGUGUCCAUGCUGAAAAUACAAUAAAAGCACUAAACUGUGACGGAGAAAAAGAAAAUAUUGAAAAUUCUGUCAUAAUUGAAAAUAACAAUUUCAUUAAAGAACCGCCUGCAACACCUGAAAAAAUUAAUCUACCUGCUGUUGCACAAACAGCUUUAGUAGAUCUACAUAAAUUAAUUCUGGAUGGGUAUCCACCAGAACAGUGUGACAUUUGGUUGAAAUUAAUAAAACAAAAAUGUGGCCAAGUUGAAGAAGAACCCCAGUACUGGGAAUGUCGUGCAGCUCUAGAACAGACAAAAGGAAAUAUAAAUCUAGCAGUUGAGUGUUACAAAACUGCAAUUAUUCAAGGGGCUGAAGUUCAAAAUGUAGAUAAAUGUCUGGACCAACUUUUGCAGAAAUUCAGUUUGUUGAAUAUUUGUAACGAAAGCGGUCCUCACGUGAACAAAAACGACCGAAAUAAAAUUGUGCAAGACGCUAGAAAUAUUUUUAAAUCUAGUAUUAUUCAGUUUGCUGUACAAGAAAAAGUCCUGAAGAAAAAAACAAGUGAAGGUACCACAGUUGAAAAAAGAGUUUUUGCAACUCCAGUCAGAAGAAGCACAAGAUUGUCAAGGUCUGCGUUUACUUCCACUCCAGGGAUUCACAUUUAUUCGUCUUUACAGGAGCUUGACGCAUCUGUAAGAGAUAAUCUAAACUUCCAGUGUAACAGCGCACUGAAAGAGUGAUGAAAAUAUGAUCAUGUGGGACCUGUGUAAUUCAUUUUAUUUCAAGUUGUAUAUUUUUAUCUAUGCUUUUUUAUAAUUUAGAUAUGUAGAAGUGCUGGCUUUAUUUAACGAGAAAUUAAUAA
Messenger RNA from Zophobas morio, 2000 nucleotides. RefSeq lists its product as uncharacterized. NCBI's taxonomy places the organism in Eukaryota, Metazoa, Arthropoda, Insecta, Coleoptera, Tenebrionidae. The transcript has 4 exons. The record is from RefSeq and is a predicted model, not a curated record. The coding region runs from base 178 to 1878 and encodes 566 amino acids.